Closterium sp. NIES-67 is the source of this 3776-nucleotide messenger RNA. The record is from the annotation of a GenBank genome assembly. Lineage: Eukaryota; Viridiplantae; Streptophyta; Zygnematophyceae; Desmidiales; Closteriaceae.
GAUUGAACCAAGUCGACCUGCCUCCGUGCUCGACACCAGCUCCUCGGCACAGCUCGGAUUUUGCGGGCAGCCAUGUUCGGAUUUUUCGGGCAGCGUAACGACAACAAGACGCCGCCCAGAAAGAACGCGAAUGCUCGAGCCGCGGCUGGUACCAAGAAACCGCGAACCUCGGGUGCUGACGUGGCAUCGGGGGGAGACGCCACAUCGGAAGGAAGCGAUGUGGGGAGCAUCUUAAGCGAAUUAGGUAUUUCGAUCGAUGACGGCGCCACCGCGGACUCUAUGCGCGCGCAGGCCAAGGAGCAGCGCGCCAAAUCUGCCGCCAUGCGCGAAGCGGGGCUGUACGCGCGCGCGCAGAAGGCGGUAAAAGCCGCGCGGGAGCUGGAGAAGCGCGCCAAGGACAAAGAGGAGUCCGCCGCAAUCGCCGCCGCGCUUUCCGCAGCUUCCAGGGAAGCGGAAGCGAUAGCAGGGGAAGCGGUGGCGCGCGGAAACGUGUUACGCGCAGCCGCUGGGGCGCGCGGGGCGGGCGGAAGGCGCGUGGCGGAAACGAGAUCCCUCGAGGCGGAGGCGGAGGUCCGAUUCGCGGAGAAGGGGAAGGCGGCGAGGGCGGUUAAAUCCGGAUCUGCUGGCGCCAGAGCAGGGGGGGAGCGCAAGAGCGCGGCGGCGGAGGGAGUAAAAGCGGAGCGGAAGGGCCUAGCGCGGCUGCAGGCGGGGGGGGACGACGACGGGGAGCUCAUGGCGCAGCUCCGCGAGAUGGGUUGGGCGGAGCCAGCAGGGGGGAAGGGCGGAGCGGGCGGAGGCGGUGGAGACGGGCUUUUGGCGGGGCUUGAUGACGUGGAUGGCGGGGGGGAGGAGGACGAGGUAAGCGCGGCGCGAGAAGCGGCAGAAGCGCAGGUGUUGGAGUUAAAGCGCAAGGCGCGGCAACUUAAGGGGCAGGGGCAGGUUCAGGAGGCGCUAGCGGAACUAAGAAAGGCUAAGAAGCUCGAGAAAGAAAUAGAAGACGGGUCGUUCUUAUUAGGGUUAGCGGACGGAGGGGAGGGGGGGCAUGACGACGAGGAGAAGAGAUUAUUAGCCAGUCUUGGGCUGACAAGUGUUGAUGACGUGGCACUUUCGGAUGAGGAAGGGGAGGAGGGAGAGGGAGUGAGAGAGGGAGAGGGAGAAGGAGAGGGGGACGGAGAGGAGGAGGAGGAGGUGGAUAUCGCAGCAUUGCAAGCGGAGGCGUUGGAGUGGAAGAGGAAAGCGCUGGGCUUUAAGAGAGAGGGGCGUAUGGGGGAGGCCAUGGCGGCUUUAAAGCAGGCCAAGGGGCUAGAGGCGCGGAUAGAGGCUGCUAUAGUGCUGGCAGCAGGAGGGGCGUCCAUGGGGCGCGAUGCUGGGUCAACCGCAGGGCUAGCAGGAGUGGCAGCGGCAGCUUCAGUGGCCGCAGCAGCAGCAGCACAAGCACCGCCAGCGCCAGUGCCAGUAGCGCCACCAGCAGCAGCACCAGCAGAAGCAGGAGCAAGAGUGCCAGUAGCAGUGGCAGGAGCAGCAGGAGGGGGAGCCGGAGCAGGCAAGCCAGCAGCAGCAGCAACACCACCGGCAGCAGCAGCAGCAGCAGCAGCAGCAGCGCCAGCAGCUUUGGAGGAUAUGGACGAGAGAAUCCGUGCGAUACUAAUGAGUGGUGAUGAUGACGAUGAUGAUGAUGUUGACUAUGAUGGUGGUGAUGUUAAUGAGGGGGAUGGGGAUGGGGACGAGGACGAGGACGAGGACGAUCCAGACAUGCUCGCUGCCCUUGCUGCUGCGGGGUGGGUGGGAGAAGAGGCGGCAGCUAGGGAGUGCAAGCUGGCAGCAGUGGGGCUGAAGAGGGAGGGGCGGCUGGGGGAAGCCAUGGAUAAACUGAAACAGGCCAAAGGGCUGCAGGCUCGGGCGGAUCAGGCUCGGGCGGAUCAGGCUCCUGUAGGCCAGGCUCCUGCAGACCAGGCUCGGAUGGAAGAGGCUCGGGUGGAAAAGGUUCGGGAUGAAGAGGCUGAUUCGCCCGAGGAAGUGAAGUGCGGGAGGGGCGAGGAAUCACGAGACGUCAUCGGGGGUGACGUGGGUAGUGGCAGUGGUAGUGGCAGUGGCAGUAGUGGCAGUGGCAGUGGCAGUGGCAGUGGUUUUGGUGCUGGUGGUGGGGGUGCUGCUCCUGCUGCUGCUGGUGCAGAUGCCAGUCAGUUUGGUGGCGGCAGUGGUGGUGACCCAGAUAUUGUCAUUGGUGGCGGUGGUGGUGGCGGUAGUGGUGGCGGUAGUGGUGGUGGUAGUGGUGGUGGUAGUGGUGGUGGUAGUGGUGGUGGUAGUGGUGGUGGUGCAGCUACCAGUCAGUUGGGUGCAGCUGUGGUUGCUACCAGCAUGACACCUGCUGUUGCUGCCUUGAUCACUGCCAUGCGACUGCAGCAGCAGCAGCAGGAGCAGCAGGAGCAGCAGCAACCGCAGCCGCAGCAGCAGGAGCAGCAGCAACCGCAGCAGCGAGAGCAGUUGAUAGCAGCAUCAAGGAGCAAGGGUGCAGCAGAGGAGGGUCUUGUGGGCAGGGUAACCGCAGCAGCAGGAGAAAUGCCUACCACAGCAGCAACAGAAGCAAUAGCAAUGGCACCAGCAACAGCAACAGCAACAGAAACCGCAGCAGUAGCAACAGCAGCAGCAGCUAGCUCAAGCAGCAAGAACGAGCUGGAGGCUGAAUUACAGGCAUGCAGGCGAAGGGCCGUGGCUUUCAAGAAGGAGGGCAAGCUGGGGGAGGCGUUAUCUGAGCUCAAGAAAGCCAAGGCGAUCGAGAAACAGCUAGCUGAGACAGGUGGUAACCGCAGUGGCAACAGCAGUGGCAACAGCAUUGGCAACAGCAGUGGUAACAGCAGUGGUAACAGCAGUGGUAACAGCAGUGGUAACAGUGGGUCUGCCGCUCUUGCUGCUCCUUCGGCUUCUCCUGCUGCUACUACUGCUGCACCUGCUGCUGUGCUUCCCAAGAAGGCACCAACACCCCAGCGACGGCCCCCCUCCUCCCCUUCCUCCUUCCUUCAUGAGUCUUGGCUUAGGGGAGGAUGAUGAUGAUGACGAUGAUGAUUUGGGUAUAUUUGACGCUGCUCUUAUGGCAAACCUCCGCAGCCUCGGGCUCGCCGGACCUGCCCCGGGCGGCCGCCAGGCCAGCCAGCCUGCCUCGGCCAAACCUGCCCCCGCCAAGCCUGCAGCAACGGCAGCAGCACCGUCGAAACCAGCAGCAGGCGCUAAACCAGUGGCGUCAGCUCCAGCACCAGCAGCCAAACCAGCUGCUGUUGCUGCUGGUGGCAGUGGGAGUGGGAGUGGGAGUGUGAGUGGGAGUGCGAGUGGGGGUAUGUCAUUGCAGGAGCAGGUGUUGGAGCAGAAGAGGAGAGCGGUUGACCUGAAGAGGGCUGGAGACAUGGCGGGUGCCUUGGCGGCUCUCAAGCUGGCCAAACAGCUGCAGGCGCAGAUGGGUUGAGUGCGGUGACGAUGGGUUUCUAAGCAAGGGGAGAGAGUACGUUGCAGGAGCAGGAUUGGAGCAAAAGAGGAGGGCGGUCAAGCUGAAGAGGACUCGUUCUAGGGAAGGGAAGGAGUGGCAGCAGCAGGUGUGGAGCAGAAGAGGAGGGCAGUCAAGCUGAAGAGGGCUGGAGAUACCGGUAUGAUGGAUGGCCUGGCUGCUCUCAAGCUGGUGAACAGCUGCAGGCGCAGAUGGGUGAGUGCGGUGCUGUGGUGUUCUAGGGAAGGGAAUGGGAGCAUGGGAUGUGUGUGCUGGUUGGUUGGUUGGUUUGUUUUCAUGA